This is a messenger RNA of Osmerus eperlanus (European smelt), 1591 nucleotides long. Its product is annotated as putative gustatory receptor clone PTE03. Gene Ontology annotation, biological process: G protein-coupled receptor signaling pathway; detection of chemical stimulus involved in sensory perception of smell. The record is from RefSeq and is a predicted model, not a curated record. NCBI's taxonomy places the organism in Eukaryota, Metazoa, Chordata, Actinopteri, Osmeriformes, Osmeridae. Gene Ontology annotation, molecular function: G protein-coupled receptor activity; odorant binding; olfactory receptor activity. Gene Ontology annotation, cellular component: membrane. The transcript has a single exon. The coding region runs from base 428 to 1375 and encodes 315 amino acids.
GCAACAACACAAUGCUAACCUAUAACAGCAUCAAAACUCUUCCACCUCACCCCACUUCCACUGAGCAGGGAGGCAACAGCUGAGGCAGCAGAUAUUCUGAACCAGAGGGGUCUGUAUAAUGUACAUAUAUAACUUGUGAAGAAUGACAUGUCAAUGACUGAAUACUAAAUACCUGAUGUUCAUUAUCAAUGAUAUCAGUUAGGGUAUAUAUACGCAUUACCUUGUGAGUUUAACUUUUUCAAGAUUUUUUAUAUGAUCCCAUUUACAUGUUCUGUAUCUAAAGAUUUAAACAUAAACCUGGAUAUACUUCAUUUAUACUUCAUAUUUUUACAAUAAUUGCUGCGAAUUCACCACUGUGUGACCAGCUGCUGUACUGAUCUUUGUUUUGUCUUAAGUUACUGUACAUCCAGCACCAUCAGUAGGUCACAUGGAAAAUGACACUUCUCCAUUCUACUUCACCCUCACCCUCUUUAAGGACCUAGGAUUGUACAGAUAUCUUUAUUUUAUGAUAUGUUUCCUUCUGUAUGCUUUAAUGUUGUCUCUAAACAUCAUGAUCAUAGUAAUCGUAUUGUUGGAGAGAACACUGCACGAACCCAUGUAUGUUUUUAUUUCAUGUCUAUCCAUCAAUUCUCUUUAUGGCUCUACUGGUUUAUUUCCUAGACUCAUGGUGGAUCUCUUCUCUGACACGCAUCUAAUCUCCCGUCCUGCUUGUUUUACACAGAUUUAUGUUGUUUAUACGUAUGCAUCCUAUGAACUCAUCAUUCUGGGCAUCUUGGCUUAUGACAGAUAUGUUGCAAUAUGUAAACCGUUACAUUACAACAGCAUCAUGAAUUCAAAGACUGUUGUUCUCUUAGUGGGUCUUGGCUGGGCCUAUCCAAUUUGUUCCAUUGGAUCUUUACUGUACCUAUCUGUUAGGUUGCCGUUAUGUGGUAAUGAAAUAGCAAGGGUUUUUUGUGUCAACUGGCCUGUAGUCCAGCUUUCAUGUGUGGACACCACACAAAACAAUGCUGCAGGACUGCUUGUUACUAUUACAACAGUAUUUUUACCACUGGGCUUUGUUUUGUAUACUUACUUUAGAAUUAUACUUGUUUGUCAGAAAAGCUCCACUGAAUACCGUGGGAAAGCCUUAAAAACAUGUUUACCUCAUAUUGUCACAUUUGUUAUGUAUUCCAUAGCUUUGUUUUGUGAAGUAUCUCUAAGUCGAUAUAAACAUGAUGAACUGAAUCCAGUUGUGACUGUGAUUCUGUCACUUGAGUUUUUAAUAAUUCCACCUAUACUAAAUCCACUUGUUUAUGGUUUAAACCUGCCACAAAUUCGAGGCAUGAUAUUGAGAUUGUUACAGACACCUAGAAUAGUUGCCUGCAUGUUACGAUAAUUACCUUCUAUUUCAAGGCAAAAACAGAGCCUUCCUGCACAUGGAAGGCAGUAUGGAUGUACAUUUUCUUCUGUCUUUUUCAAUGUGAUACUUGGCUGGUCAGGAGGAAGAGUUACUUAGCAGCAGAGCAGGAUUUUGCAAACUGAUUAAGUUCUUACUCUCAUUUCUAUACUUUUUUCAAACAUUUGUUUCCAACUUAAUAUUUAUAGUCUUCUU